This is a messenger RNA of Portunus trituberculatus (swimming crab), 2659 nucleotides long. RefSeq names its product proclotting enzyme-like. Gene Ontology annotation, cellular component: extracellular region. Gene Ontology annotation, molecular function: serine-type endopeptidase activity; calcium ion binding. The coding region runs from base 209 to 2125 and encodes 638 amino acids. The record is from RefSeq and is a predicted model, not a curated record. Gene Ontology annotation, biological process: proteolysis; complement activation. The transcript has 13 exons. Lineage: Eukaryota; Metazoa; Arthropoda; Malacostraca; Decapoda; Portunidae.
GCCUCAGGUAGUCGAGGGCCGCACCUCUUACCACACGGAGGCUGUCCCUCUCCGCGCGUUAGACUGCACGGCCAAGACAUACUUAGACGCCCAUCUCACGCAUUGCUCCGGUCAGCUCUGAAUCAAGUAAAUUAAGACGAAAGAUAAAAGGAAAGGAGAAAUUGGAGGCCCACCACACUCGUUAAGUAGAGCCUGGAGGGUAGCGGCCAUGGCUGGGGGACGACGGUGGUGGCGGUGGGGACACGUGGUGGUAGUGGUGGUGGCGGCGGCGAUGGUUGUUGGUGUGGUGGGUGACAGUUCCUCAGCCUCUGCCUCGGGCCAAGCGACUCCCGAGCUGGUACGCGUCAAGAGGCAGCAGAACCGCUUCGGGUUGCCGCAGCUACAGUUUGGCAACGUUCAGUUUGGCUUUGAUGGCCGCCAGGGUAAUCUUGGAUCCUUCAUCAGCUCUCUUCUCGGAGGGGGCAGGAAUCCUAACCAAGGAAACCAAGGGAACCAAGGGAACCAAGGUAACCAAGGUAACCAAGGGAACCAAGGUAACCAAGGGAACCAAGGGAACCGUCCAGGCAACUUUACCAUCAACUUAGGCGGGCUGCCCAUCAACGUUGUCGGUGGUCAGAACGGUGGCGUCGGGAUCUCCUUCGGCCAGCAAGGCGGAUGCGGCGCUAACAAUGGCGGCUGCCAGCACGAGUGUCGCUUUAAUCGGCGAGGUGUUCGCUGCAGGUGCCGGGAUGGUUUCAGGCUCAACCAAGAUCGAAGAACGUGUCGUGACGUGAACGAGUGUCGAAGGAACAACGGCGGCUGUAGUGACCAGUGCACCAACACGGAAGGUUCCUUCAUCUGCAGCUGCUUGCAAGGGCAGCUGCAGGCCGAUCAACUUACCUGUUCCUCAGACUCCGACGAGAACCUGCAGGAACAGACAUGUUCUUUCAACAACGGAGGCUGCCAACAGUUCUGCUCACAGACGCAGCAGGGAGUGGUUUGCUUCUGCCAGAAUGGAUUUGUCCUGGGACCAGACAAGACCUCCUGUCAGCGAGCGGAUGCAUGCAGCAAUAACAAUGGCGGCUGUGAGGACAUUUGCACCAGCACGCCGCGGGGCCCUGCCUGCUCGUGCAAGCCAGGCAAGUUUUUGCGGCGUGACGGACGGACAUGCCAGGACGUGGACGAAUGUAGUUUUAACCGCGGCGGGUGUAUGCACUUCUGCAUCAACACAGACGGUUCAUUCAGGUGCGAGUGCCAGAACGGUUUCGAGCUGGUCAACGGACAGUUUUGCAGACCCGCACAACAGACGCCGCCACCCACCACCCGUCCACCACCCACCACACCACGCCCAACGCCACCAACGCUGCCGACAUCUGCACCAAUCAUCGACAGCAGAGGGUGUGGUGUUAACUCCAAGAAGUCACUCUUCAAUCGAAUCGUGGGCGGGAAGCCAGCAGACCCGAAGGACUGGCCAUGGAUGGCUGCUCUGUUGAGGCGGGACCGCAACAUUCAGUACUGUGGUGGCACACUCAUCACCAGCCAGCACGUGCUCACCGCCGCACACUGUCUCAAGCCGUUCAGUGCUUCAGAAAUCCAAGUGCGCCUGGGCGAAUACACCUUUGAUAAUCCCACUGACGGUGCACACGUGGACUUUGACGUGGUGGAAGUCCGAAUGCACGAGAGCUACAACUCAGACUCUCAAGAAAACGACAUCUCUGUGCUGAAGCUGGACAGACCGACGACCUUCAACGACAUCAUCUUGCCGGCGUGUCUGCCUCCGCCAGGUGUUUUUUACGAGGGGCGAAGCGGCUACGUAACAGGUUGGGGAACCAUCCACUUCGGCGGCCCCGUCAGCUCGGUGCUUCAGGAGGUAGUGGUGCCCGUCUGGUCCCGCCAGGACUGCUCGAAUGCUUAUCCUGGGAAGGUGUUCCCUGGCAUGAUGUGCGCUGGACUCAAGACUGGCGGCAAGGACUCGUGCCAGGGUGACUCUGGGGGCCCCUACCAAAUCCAGGAUACGAAGACUCGGCGGUGGUACGUGGCCGGCGUGGUGUCAUGGGGUAUCCAGUGCGCUCAGCCUGAGAACCCGGGCGUGUAUACCGAGGUGGCGCAGUACAUUGACUGGAUCAAGGCUAACGCUGUGUUCUAGCCCGCAAGCCACCAGCGGGAGACGGAAACAUUGCAACAAAUAAUAAGAUAGAAAAUGAAAACUGAAUCACUAAAGAUCAGUCAGUUAAGAGUAAUCUGAACAUAAAUAUCGAUUAUCAAUAGACAAUGAAUGAGAUGUAAUAGAUUUGUUGACACUAUGUUGAAUAAUCUUAUGAAAAUAAUGAUUUAUCAGGCAAUAAUAUUAUCAGGAACUGACAGGCAUAGACUCUUCUAAACUAUGAGCGUGUGUAUGCACACACACACACACACACACACACACACACACACACACACACACACACACACACACACACACACACACACACACACACACACACACAAACAGCCAGUGAUCUUUGUUAUUAACCAGUGAAGUGCAUUACAUAAUGACAUGGGUGUCUGGAGUAGUUGAUGCAUCAUAUCAGUGUCAACACAGCGCCUCCACUCAGGACUGCUUUCCUUUGUACUCACAUACAUAAGGACUGUUGAAAUUUCUGUUGUACGUUGUUUAUAUUCAAUAAAUAAGAUAUAUUUA